Messenger RNA from Ziziphus jujuba (common jujube), 808 nucleotides. RefSeq names its product peptidyl-prolyl cis-trans isomerase CYP22. The transcript is spliced from 6 exons. Lineage: Eukaryota; Viridiplantae; Streptophyta; Magnoliopsida; Rosales; Rhamnaceae. Gene Ontology annotation, cellular component: intracellular membrane-bounded organelle. The record is from RefSeq and is a predicted model, not a curated record. Bases 76 to 651 code for a protein of 191 amino acids. Gene Ontology annotation, molecular function: peptidyl-prolyl cis-trans isomerase activity. Gene Ontology annotation, biological process: protein peptidyl-prolyl isomerization; protein folding.
CCUAACUUCAUGUCUCCAAAACUAGAGAGUGAGCAAAGAGACCAGUAGAGACUUAAGUGGGGAGAGAGAGAUUCAAUGGCGUCAGGAGGAGGGAACGCAGGGAGUGGAGUGGAAUGGCAUGUGAGGCCUCCAAACCCUAAGAACCCCAUCGUCUUCUUCGACAUAACUAUCGGAACUAUCCCCGCCGGCCGUAUCAAGAUGGAGCUCUUCGCCGACAUCGCCCCGAAGACCGCUGAGAAUUUCAGGCAGUUCUGCACCGGCGAGUACAGAAAAGCUGGACUUCCUGUUGGUUACAAGGGUUGCCAAUUCCACAGGGUGAUUAAGGAUUUCAUGAUUCAAGCUGGUGACUUCCUCAAGGGUGAUGGUAGUGGCUGUGUUUCCAUAUAUGGGCAUAAGUUCGAUGAUGAAAAUUUUAUUGCUAAACACACUGGUCCGGGCCUAUUAUCUAUGGCUAAUAGUGGACCAAAUACCAAUGGAUGCCAGUUCUUCAUCACUUGUGCUAAAUGCGACUGGCUUGACAAUAAGCAUGUUGUAUUUGGGAGAGUACUUGGAGAUGGUCUUUUGGUUGUCAGGAAGAUUGAGAAUGUGGCCACUGGACCCAACAACCGCCCCAAAUUAGCAUGUGUCAUUGCGGAAUGUGGAGAAAUGUAAUGUAAAUGUUUAAAAAAAGAAAAAAAAAAAAAAACUUUUCACAAACAUCUCUAACAAUGACUGACCCAUAAAGGAAAAAAAAUCGAUGACACUUAGUUUUGAUUUUCUCAUACAAUUAUUUUAUAGUACUAAGCUUCUAUCUUGAUUGAUUUUGUUA